CUUAAGGCACGAAGGAGAGAAUCAAUAGAAUGAACGACUUGUUAUCGAAUUUGUUCUCGAAGGGAAAGCAGCAGCAACAACAAGAAGGGCAGCACGUGAUUGAAAUAACACAAAGUUGCAUGAACUUGGACAAGUUCUUCGAAGAAGUGGAAUCGGUGAAGGAAGAGCUGAAGGAGCUAGAGCGUCUCCACCUAAGUCUCCGUGCCUCAAACCAAAACGGAAAAGCGCUUCACAGCCCCAAGGGCGUUAGGGAGCUUCGGUCUCGCAUGGACCUGGACGUCGCUCUUGCUCUCACCAAAGCCAAGCUCGUGAAGACUCGCUUGGAGGCUCUCCACCGCGCCAACCAAGCCACCCUCUCCUUGGCCGACUGCGGACCCGGUUCGUACUCCCACCGGACCCGAACCGCACUGGUCGGAGCCUUGACCAAGAAUCUGAAACAGUCCAUGGAGAGUUUUAAUAAGCUGAGGGAGCAGAUAUCGUACGAGUACAGAGACACCGUGCAACGUAGAUACUACGCUGUCACCGGAGAGAACCCUGAUCCUGACACCAUUGAUCUCCUAAUCUCUACGGGUGAGAGUGAAAGUUUCUUACAGAAAGCCAUCCAACAGCAAGGGCGAGCCAGCAUCAUGGACACCAUCCAAGAGAUUCAGGAGAGGCACGGCACGGUGAAAGAGAUAGAGAGAAGUCUACACGAGCUGCACCAAGUGUUCUUGGACAUGGCAGUGUUGGUCCAACAUCAGGGUGAACACUUGGAUGACAUAGAGAGCCACAUGGCGCUUGCAAAUUCCUCCGUCAUCAAAGGUGUGCAUCAUUUGCAGGUUGUGAAGAAUCAUCAGAAAAACACCCGUAACUUGACCUGCUUUGCCAUACUCCUCUUCAUUAUCGUUUUGGUCAUAGUUCUCCCCAUUGUUUUCAGAAGUUGAUCAGGUUUUCAUGUCAAACUGUGUGAUCAUUGAUAGUGGUAGCAAGGUGAAGAGAUGUCAAAGCUCAUUUGACCUUCUU
Vigna umbellata (rice bean) is the source of this 1002-nucleotide messenger RNA. Its product is annotated as syntaxin-121-like. The record is from RefSeq and is a predicted model, not a curated record. NCBI's taxonomy places the organism in Eukaryota, Viridiplantae, Streptophyta, Magnoliopsida, Fabales, Fabaceae. Gene Ontology annotation, molecular function: SNARE binding; SNAP receptor activity. Gene Ontology annotation, cellular component: endomembrane system; plasma membrane; SNARE complex. Gene Ontology annotation, biological process: exocytosis; vesicle fusion; intracellular protein transport.